GAUGGACACGGAGCAGUGUAAGAUCACGGUGUGGCUUUGCCAAGAGGAGAAGGUGGUCUCCGGUCUCUCCAAACGCACCAGCUGCGCCGAUGUGGUCAGAGCGUUGGUGCUGGACCAGGAGAGGAGUGACCAGGAGGAGGAGGAGGAGGAGGGUGGGGAUGGAGAGGAGAGAGACAGCGCUAUGCUCUCGGGGUCUCUGGAUUCCUACUGUAUCGUGGAGAAGUGGAGAGGCUUUGAGAGAACUUUGCCCAACAAAACCAAACUGCUGCGGCUCUGGGCGGCCUGGGGCGAGGAGCGGGACAAUGUCACCUUCGUGUUGGUGAGGAGCGAGGCGUCUCUGGCCAACAGCGGGGCCCGCAGCGCUCAGGCACGGGUGGUCCUGAGCCGGGAGACCCCCUGUGCCCACAGGGGCAGUGGCAGUGGCAGGGCCAGGCUGACCCUGGCCGCUCUGCCCCGGGACAAACAGCGCAGGAUCGUCCGCAAAGCGUUCAGGAAACUGGCGAAGAUCAACCGCAAGCGCCGGGGGGGGAGGGACAGCGGCGGCGGCAAGGAGGAGGCUGUGGGGCGCAUGGAGACCCUGGUGCACCUGGUCUUAUCUCAAGAUCACACCCUCCGCCAACAGCUGCAGAGACUCCGGGAGCUGGACAGGGAGAUAGACAGGUACCAGGUCAAGGUCCACCUGGACAGGAUGCAGAGACAUGGCGUCAACUAUGUGCAGGACACGUACCUGGUGGACGGGGCGGGAGAGGAGGAGAACCCGAACCCCAGCCCUCACCCCAGCCCUAACCCCAGCCCUAACCCCAGCUCCAGCCCUAACCCUACCCCGGGAGCCGAGGCUGUGACGAGGGGCCGUGAGCAGGUGCAGAAGCUCCAGGACCAGUUGUCCCGUCAGGAGGAGCUGAUAGAAAGAACCAGUCUGGAGAUCCAGGAGGAACUGAACAGGCGGUGGAUGAAGCGGCGCCGAGAGGGACCGGAUUGGGACAGUCAUCAACCCGGGGAGCAGCGAGACCCCGAGGCCCAGGUAUCUCUGUCCCUCGAGAGGCUUCAAACCCAACUGGACACCAGUUUGUACAUUGGUCUCCGGCUCAACACGGACUUGGAGAACAUCAGGAAGCAGCUGUCUGACAGUCAGGGCUUGUGUGAGGACAAGGAGAGAGAACUGCAGAGUUUGGCCAUGGAGGUCGCCGGCUCUCUGACCAUCCAGGAGCCUCGACACAGACUGGAGCCCCUUCAGGGUGAGGAGGUCAGAGCUGGUGACCCUGGGGUGGCUGAGAGCAACACCGCCGGUUGGGGAGAGGCACUUACUCUGUCCAAGACCUGCCUGGACAUCAACGAGGAUGAGGACUCUGACACUGGGCUGAGCUCAAUGCACAGUCAGGACUCCGACAAUGUCCCGGUCUGUGAGUCCCUGGUGUAGGGAGGGA
Messenger RNA from Callorhinchus milii (elephant shark), 1424 nucleotides. Its product is annotated as ras association domain-containing protein 10. Bases 2 to 1417 code for a protein of 471 amino acids. Gene Ontology annotation, biological process: signal transduction. The record is from RefSeq and is a predicted model, not a curated record. NCBI's taxonomy places the organism in Eukaryota, Metazoa, Chordata, Chondrichthyes, Chimaeriformes, Callorhinchidae. The transcript has a single exon.